UUUGCAGUCCAAAGUGAGUUGCCUGGAUCAGAUUCCAUCUUAAGCUUGGUGUGCUGUCUGGACAUAAUGAAAGUGAAAGUCAAGUGCUGGCAUGGAGUCGCCUCUUGGCUCUGGGUUGCCAAUGAUGAGAAUUGCGGAAUUUGCCGGAUGGCCUUCAAUGGCUGUUGCCCAGACUGUAAGGUCCCCGGAGAUGACUGCCCUUUGGUAUGGGGUCAGUGUUCCCAUUGUUUUCAUAUGCAUUGCAUUCUGAAGUGGCUCAACGCCCAGCAUGGUCAGCAGCACUGCCCAAUGUGCCGGCAGGAGUGGAAGUUCAAAGAGUGACGG
Molecule: messenger RNA, 324 nt
Organism: Euleptes europaea (tarantolino)
Lineage: Eukaryota; Metazoa; Chordata; Lepidosauria; Squamata; Sphaerodactylidae
Gene: ANAPC11
Product: anaphase promoting complex subunit 11
Exons: 3
Coding region: 67-321 (84 amino acids)
Biological process (GO): protein ubiquitination; positive regulation of mitotic metaphase/anaphase transition; anaphase-promoting complex-dependent catabolic process
Cellular component (GO): anaphase-promoting complex; nucleus
Molecular function (GO): zinc ion binding; ubiquitin protein ligase activity; cullin family protein binding
Source: RefSeq, a predicted model, not a curated record